UACCUCUGCAAGAGAACAAUGCAAAACAAGGCACGACUGGAGCUCGCAGACUAUGAGGCUGAGAGCCUGGCCAGGCUGCAGAGAGCGUUUGCCCGGAAGUGGGAGUUCAUUUUCAUGCAAGCAGAAGCACAAGCAAAAGUGGACAAGAAGAGAGACAAGAUUGAAAGGAAGAUCCUUGACAGCCAAGAGAGAGCAUUCUGGGAUGUGCACAGGCCUGUGCCUGGAUGUGUAAAUACAACGGAAGUGGACAUUAAGAAAUCAUCCAGAAUGAGAAACCCCCACAAAACACGGAAGGUAAAACUGACAUCUGUUGUGCUGAUCUUGGUGAUGGAUUGCAUUGUUUACAGGAUGCCCCUGGUGCACCCCAGCGGCAGGCAGAGCUCACGGCCAUGCCUUCGCCCCACCCGCUGCUGGUCCAGGGUCCGGGCACUGCGUCGAUGGCGGCUCCGCAAAACAUUCGACCCGGCUGCAGCCCGUGUCCUGAGCGGACUGGACUGUAACAUGAGGCAUCUGCGCGGCUUCUGCCGGGCCCAAGUGGUGUGGGGCUUCGGCCGUGGCUCCAGGCAGCUGGGCAUCCACGCAGCUAAUCUUCCUGAACAAGCUUAUCAGAUAAAAUAUUGGCAAAUACAGUUAGAUAGACAUCGGUUAAAAAUGUCAAAAGUCGCUGACAGUCUACUAGGUUACACGGAACAGUAUUUAGAAUACGACCCGUUUCUCUUGCCACCUGAUCCUUCUAACCCAUGGCUGUCCGAUGACACCACUUUCUGGGAGCUUGAAGCAAGCAAAGAACCGAGCCAACAGAGGGUAAAACGAUGGGGUUUCGGCAUGGACGAGGCAUUGAAAGACCCAGUUGGGAGAGAACAGUUCCUUAAAUUUCUAGAGUCAGAAUUCAGCUCAGAAAAUUUAAGAUUCUGGCUGGCAGUGGAGGACCUGAAAAAGAGGCCUAUUAAAGAAGUGCCCUCAAGAGUUCAGGAAAUAUGGCAAGAGUUUCUGGCUCCUGGAGCCCCCAGUGCCAUUAACUUGGAUUCCAAGAGUUAUGACAAAACCACACAGAACGUGAAGGAACCUGGACGAUACACAUUUGAAGAUGCUCAGGAGCACAUUUACAAACUGAUGAAAAGUGAUUCAUACCCACGUUUUAUAAGAUCCAGUGCCUAUCAGGAGCUUCUACAGGCAAAGAAAAAGUCUGGAAACUCAAUGGAUCGCAGAACAUCUUUUGAAAAAUUUGCACAGAAUGUGAGAUACUGCAAACACUGCUGCAUGCCUUACUUAGCCGAAGAUCUUUUGUUUAAAGCAAGUUCCUGUCCUCAAAUCUGGGGAAAUCUCUCACGUCCAAGAGGUUAACAAGCCUUGUUCAGUCUUACUAAACGGAUCAUCUUGUAGCAUGAAUGCAGACUGGAGUCACUGCACAUACUUUGUAGCUCGCUGUUGUGAUCUGGAGCAGAGGACAUUAGAACAAGAUGUUGCAUGAGCAAAGGACCUAAAUUGUUAUUUGUGUGUGUACAUUCCAUCUCCAGUGGACUCUUCCAUCUCAAUGCCUCCAUUCCAAACUGUUGUCUGCUUUCUUUCUCCCUCUACUUACGCUGGAUCUGUGUCUUUUCCUUUUUAACAAGUUCAAGUGAAGUAAAACCGUUUCUUUUUUUCCUUCUCUCUCUCUCUCUCUCUCUCUCAAAGCUUCAGCUAGACACACAGUUCACUGAAAAUUCAGUCAGUCAAAAACUGGAAGAACUGUAAAAGAAAAAAGUAUAUAUCAAUAAGUAUACAUACGGCUUCACAUUUAUUAAACAGUAAAUUCGCACAGAAAGUUUCAUUUCACCAAUGUAUCCACAGUCGGAAAGAAACUCCUGUCUUUGUCUGUUGUCUGUACAUUCUCCGUUAAUGUUUCUUGCAUUUAUUUUUAUACCAUAUUUAAAGAAGAAACACCUUUUACUCCAAAUGUAUUAAAGUUGUUCCCUUCUCUGUAAA
Mandrillus leucophaeus (drill) is the source of this 1965-nucleotide messenger RNA. Its product is annotated as regulator of G-protein signaling 7-like. The record is from RefSeq and is a predicted model, not a curated record. NCBI's taxonomy places the organism in Eukaryota, Metazoa, Chordata, Mammalia, Primates, Cercopithecidae. Bases 19 to 1344 code for a protein of 441 amino acids. Gene Ontology annotation, biological process: G protein-coupled receptor signaling pathway; regulation of G protein-coupled receptor signaling pathway. The transcript has 13 exons.